This is a messenger RNA of Colletotrichum paranaense, 984 nucleotides long. RefSeq lists its product as uncharacterized. NCBI's taxonomy places the organism in Eukaryota, Fungi, Ascomycota, Sordariomycetes, Glomerellales, Glomerellaceae. The record is from RefSeq and is a predicted model, not a curated record. Bases 1 to 984 code for a protein of 327 amino acids. The transcript is spliced from 4 exons.
AUGCCUGCUACUGACGGAAGGGAAUCGCGUACAGAGCGUGAGAGAGAGAAGGAGGGAGGUGCGGAUAGCUUAUCCCGGCAAGGUGACAAGGUUCGUACGGACGCUACCCUACCUCGCGGCUUGGUACAGUACGACGGUGCAAGAGCGGGCAGUAGUGGUGUACUGGUCCAUGGAUGGGCGGCCGCACCCUGUUCCCACCCGGAACGUGCUCCUGCGUCCAAUCCAGUCCAGUCUAAUGCCGUCCAAUCCUCAUCCCCGCCAUUUUACCCGAACUUCGUGAUCGGUCUCCAGCAGUUUUCUUUUCUCGACUCACACUCCCUCUCCUUCGGUCACCCGUCCAUUCAGCAUCAAUCGAAGCUUGCCAACCGACGCCUCUGGCUCCAAACUACGGUCUACGAAUAUAGUCUACUCCGUACUCCGUACCUACAGUCCAUCGCCGGCUCAACUUGCCAUCGCCUACGGGUACUGUGCGGGAACAUUGCACCCCGACUUUCCGCUGCCCACGUUCCUUUGUCCCACGCACUGCUCCGCGCACUCUGGAAGCCCGGCCCAGGCCCGCUGCUAAUCACCCACCUACCAACCACUUUCCCUGUACCUCUUCGUAGAGGAAGCAAACAUGCGUUUCUUGGCUUCAACGUUUACUGCAUUCCUGCGCCGCCUCCAGCACAUACCGAUACCUACCUCUUGAACCCUGGAAUGGAGCCGUUGAACGAUAACCGCGUCUCCCAACCGUCCUUUAUCCUCGUUGCCUUGUCUGUUGCCUCGCUGACGUCGACAUCUCUUCAGCCGCGCUGGACGAACCACGGCGAUAGCUUCGCAGUUCUUCGCCUCAAGGAUCAGACGCCUCUGGCAUGCGACAAGACGCCAGGGCAGGACGCCAAACAGGUCACCCCCCGUUCGGAACCCAUCCCCGACCGCGCCAUGCUUGGUUCUGAUCCGCUCCCUAUGCAGGCUUCAUCCCAUCUUGCGGCCCCGGCCUUAUAG